Messenger RNA from Spodoptera littoralis (African cotton leafworm), 2103 nucleotides. The record is from the annotation of a GenBank genome assembly. NCBI's taxonomy places the organism in Eukaryota, Metazoa, Arthropoda, Insecta, Lepidoptera, Noctuidae.
AGGGCGAACGUUGUCGCUACAGUAUCAUCAGCGGGUGGGGAGGCUGGUCCCCCGGGCCCGGCGACCGAGGGCACCGACAUGAAAGGUGUUGAGGCUACGCCAGAAGAGCAGGAACGGCUAGCAACCGGAAACAACAAUGGGUCGCUGGACUGCAAACACACGGCCGCCGACCCGCAGCCGCUGCAGGGACGCUCCGUGUUCCACUCGACGCGGGUCUUCAUGUUGGUGUUCCUGUCGGGUUGGAUACUGCAGGGCAUGUUCCUCACCUACUUCGUUAGUGUAACGACCACAAUAGAAAAAUUAUUUAGAGUAGAAUCAAAGACGACGGGGACGUUACUAGCGGCUACGGAAAUAGGCCAGAUAUCUACAGCACUGAUCCUGACGUACCUGGCAGGCCGCGGACACCGGCCACGAUGGAUCGCCUGCAUGAUGAUCGUGCUGGCGGUGGGUGUGGUCGGCUGUAUCAUGCCACACCUUCUCUAUGGCACUCAGCUGCUCGAAGUGCACCAGGAAGAGCAUCAAGGUGGCGCCGCGCCUGUUUGCUACAGCUACCAGAACUCCUCCGACUUGUGUGAUGCCCCACACAUAAAGAGCUCGACCACACGGUCCUCCAUCACUUCUGUUGUCAUCCCAUGGCUGUUUAUUUGCCUGCUGAUAGUGGGCGUGGGGCAGACUGGGAUAGCCACGCUGGGUAUUCCAUACAUAGAUGACAACGUCGGCAGCAGGCAGUCACCACUUUACAUGGCUAUUACCAUCGGCAUAAGGGUCCUAGGCCCUGCAAUGGGCUUCCUCCUGGGGGCUCUAUGCACCAGGGUCUACGUGGACCCGCUGACGGACCCAGGAUUCGAUGCCAGUGACCCGAGGUGGGUUGGAGCUUGGUGGUUGGGUAUGGUGUUUGUGGCUUGCUUCGUAGUGGUGCUGUCUACCUUGAUGUUCUGCUUCCCUCGUGCGAUCAAGCAAGAUCUCAUACAGAUGUCUGCCAAGAAGAUGCAGGAAAAGAAUGAACCGAUGUUCAAAGAUUUCAUCGAAACGAUCAAACGGCAGCUUACAAACGACAUUCUGAUGUGGCGGACAGCUAGUUCGGUUCUCCACUUGAUGCCAAUCAGUGGCGUGUACAGCUUCUUACCCAAGUACUUGGAGAAGCAGUUCCAGCUCCCCACACAUGAAGCCAACCUUGUUUCGGGUAUGGGUGGUAUUAUGGUGAUGGGUCUGGGCACCAUUUCGGCAGGAUUCGUCAUACUGAAACUGGUGCCUUCAGCUCGGCAGGUGGCGGCCUGGACAGCUAUGAGUGCUGCUAUUUAUAGUGCUGGUAUGAUAUUGCUGAUGUUCGUGAGCUGUCCGGAGGAGAACUACAGGAUGAUCAGUGAAGGAGGCAGCAUCCCUAACAGCAGUGUGGAGUGCAGCGCGGGCUGUUACUGCGCUGAUGUGGCCUUCAGUCCUGUUUGUGGACAGGAUUCGUACACGUAUCUGUCUCCGUGCCAGGCGGGCUGCCUGGGCAGUCACCAGCUCGACAACAACACGUGGAUGUACACCAACUGUUCAUGCAUCGAUGGCACCGCGCGCGGAAAGAAGGCAAUGGAGACAAUCGAACGUUACAAUCUAUACAAUUCAUCAGAGGAGUAUUUGUCGAAUCCCCUGGGUUUUGCCGUGAGUGGAGAAUGUGGUGGCUCGUGUUCUCAAGUGUACGUGUUCGUUGCCAUAUUCGCGACGCUCAUGUUCAUACACGCCAGCGGGGAGGUCGGCGGCGUACUACUUAUCAUACGCUGCACUGACAGACAAGACAAAGCGAUGGCGAUGGGAGUGAUUCAGUUUGCAAUAGGAGCGUUUGGCAACGUGCCGUGUCCGAUAGUGUUCGGCGCGGCCGUGGACGCGGCCUGCCGCGCGCGGGACGCCGUCUGCGGGAUACUCGGCGCAUGCGCCUCCUAUGAUAACGAUAGCUUCCGAUACUUCUAUCUAGGUUUGUCGUCAUUCCUAAUGUUCCUAGCAUGCAUAAUGGACAUUUUGGUAUGGAGUAAGGCGGGUCGCAUUGACAUGAACCCGGAGGAGCACCCCGAACCUGAAGGAUCCGUGGCACUCACAAACCCAUCGGACACACAACUCUGA